AUGGCCCUGGUAACGCUGCAGCGCUCCCCCACCCCGAGUGCAGCAUCCACUGCCAGCACCGGCGCCAGCACCGCGGGGGAGGAUUUGGGGAGCGACGAUGACCGAAAGGCCAACCAAAGCCUCAGUGAGAGCUUCUUCAUGGUCAAAGGGGCAGCGCUGUUUCUCCAGCAGGGCGGCAACAGCAACACACAGGCGCCCAGAACCCCAACGCACCACAAACACGCAGGUGACUUACCACAACACCUGCAGGUAAUGAUCAACACCCUUCGCUCGGAGGAUCGUAUUAAGCUGGCUGUCAGGUUGGAAAGUGUCUGGUCUGAUCGUGUGCGAUACAUGGUCGUUGUUUACACAAAUGGGAGGCAAGAUACGGAAGAAAACAUUCUUUUAGGCAUGGAUUUCACAAACAAGGACAGCAAAAGUUGUUCGAUUGGGAUGGUUUUGCCUUUGUGGAGUGACACCAGUAUACACUUGGAUGGUGAUGGAGGCUUCAGUGUGAACACAGCUGGACGCUUGCACGUCUUCAAACCGGUGUCUGUCCAGGCCAUGUGGUCCGCCCUGCAGGUCUUACACAAAGCCUGCGAGGUGUCGCGCAGGUACAACUACUUCCCCGGCGGGAUGGCGCUCACCUGGACGGGCUACUACGAGAGCUGCAUCUCCUCGGAGCAGAGCUGCAUCAACGAGUGGAACGCCAUGAGCGACCUGGAGACCACCCGGCCCGACUCACCCACCAUGUUCACUGACAGGCCGACGGAGAGAGAGCGAACCGAGUGUCUUAUCAAGUCCAAAUUGCGCAGUGUCAUGAUGUUCCAAGAUCUGGAGAAUGUCACCUCAAAGGAGAUUCGCAACGAGUUAGAACAAAAUAUGAGCUGCAACCUCAAGGAGUACAAGGAGUUCAUCGACAACGAGAUGUUACUCAUCCUAGGCCAGAUGGACAAAGCCACACUUAUAUUCGACCAUCUCUACUUGGGCUCUGAGUGGAAUGCUUCUAAUCUGGAAGAGCUGCGAGACUUGGGGGUGGGAUACAUCCUCAAUGUCACCAGGGAGAUUGACAACUUCUUCCCCGGCACAUUUGCAUAUCAUAAUGUACGAGUUUACGACGAGGAGGCAACUGAUCUGCUGGCUCAUUGGAACGACACCUACAACUUCAUUGUCAGAGCCAAGAAAAAUCAGUCCAAGUGUCUGGUACACUGUAAAAUGGGCGUGAGUCGAUCAGCUUCGACGGUGAUUGCUUACGCCAUGAAGGAGUACGGCUGGUCCCUUGAGAAGGCGUUCAACUUUGUCAAACAGAAGAGGAGCAUCGCCUGCCCCAACUCUGGCUUCAUGAGACAACUGGCAGAGUACGAGGGCAUCCUGGAUGCCAGCAAACAAAGGCACAAUAAGCUGUGGCAUCCUGAGGGAGGGGGUGAUGAGAUGCCUGAGGGAGGAGGAGGAGGAGGAGGAGGAGGAGGUGCGGUGGAGAUGGCGCCCCUGGACCAGCUCAACUACAACUACUACUUCCGCCGGCUCUCGGACACGGCUCUGGACAGCGAGCCCUCGACGCCGGUGCGCGGCCCGCCGCUCCUGGGCCUGGACCGCGUCUUCAUCGAGAUCGAGGACGUGGAGCGCGACGCGCUGCUGGACGACGACGGCUUCCCCGCGCCCACGCUGGGCCCGCCGCUCGGCGAGGGCACGGCGGCGCAGACCUGCGGCCGGCUGGAGCCCCUGGAGGACAUGCGCCUGCGGCUGGAGUUCAGCACGGUGGAGGAGGAGGACGAGGAGGAGGCGCAGAAGGAGGAGGCCGAGAUGGCGGCGUUCGCCAGCGGCGCGGCGGGCGAGGAUGGCGGCGGCGGCGCCGUGUCUCGGUCGGCGUCGGGGACCUCGCUGUCCAACCUGAACCGCUUCAACAACGAGAAUGCCAAUAACAGUAAUCGCCUCGCCAACAAGCGCAGCUGCCCACCCACCUUUGACGACAGUGCUAGCAUCAGAAACCCUUACAAGGUGAAGCCCUCUUACCAGUCGUGCCGGGACUGCCUGCGUCUGCCGUCGAAUCGGCGCUGCGAGCGCUUGGCCGGGGGACGCACCCACCGCCUUAACCCCCCACGCCACUCCGCGCUUCCCACCAUCUCCAUCGAGCCCCCGCGGGCAUCGGCGGCCAACCCCUUCGUCCCUUCGGCCGCGCGCCCCUCCUCCUCCUCCUCCUCCUCCUCUGCCCACAUGCUUCAGAUCCCGUCGGCCAGCUCCCGUGCCCCUCCUGCCCAGCCCCCCUGCAGCCACUUGUGUCGCUGUGGCCGGUGCCCUCGCUGUGCCAGUCGCGCGCUCCCCGGAAUGGCCCCUCUGCCGAUGGCGAGCCUGGAGGCGUACCGUCAGCAGCUGGUGUCGCCCAUGAGCUGCGAGGAGCUCCAGCGGGACCUGCAGUGCCCCCUGGAGGCGGAGGACCUGGAGGAGCUGCAGGAGGAAGAGGAAGAGGAGGAGGCGGAAGAGAAGCGGAGAGGAAGGCAAGGAGGAGGAGCGGCGGCAGCGGCGGCGGCGGCUAGCACAGGGGCCAUCAGCGAGCUGACGCUGCUCCAGCUGAGUCUGGACAGCGGAGAGAGGCCCGUCGUGGAGCUGCACCAGGAGGCCCUGUCUCUGGGGCCAGCCGCGAAGCUGCACCAGGAGGCCCUCGCGUUGACGCCAGCGGCGGAGCUGCAUCAGAAGGACUCGUCGGGACACGCGGCGCUGACCACUGGCCUGGUGCGGCAGCGUCUGGAGCAGCUCUCCAGCCUGCCUCUAGAGGACGCCCUCCCCCGAGGGCCCCAGCCCGAGCUGAUGGACGUCGUCAGGACUGGGGAGCAGACAGCGCCCCCUGGGCCUGUGGAGGAGAUGGAAGUGGACGCCGGCAGUGGCAGCGUCAGCGUCAGCGUCGGCAGUGCCCAAGCUUUGGAGACUCCGAUUUUUUCACCGGGCGGAGCGCUCCUGCCCUCCUCUCCCCUCGGGUGCUCCCUGACCCGCAGCUCCAGCAGCGACAGCCUCGCCAGCCUCGCCAGCGUGCGGGGCGGUCAGCCGGGGCUGGUGAGGCAGCGGGCGCAGGAGAUCGAGGCGCGCAUGCGGCUCGCGGGGCUCACCAUCCCCUCCCCCCUCAAACGCUCCAACUCCCUGGCCAAGCUGGGAGACCUCACCCUCUCCACCCAGGACCUCUCCUCGCCCCCCUCCUCCCAGCUGUCCGACUCCAGCGGCCCUGCUCUCCGCCCCAUUCUGGCCAAGUCCCAUUCUGGGGUACCUCAAAGCUGA
Sardina pilchardus (European sardine) is the source of this 3246-nucleotide messenger RNA. RefSeq names its product slingshot protein phosphatase 1b (gene ssh1b). The transcript has 16 exons. The record is from RefSeq and is a predicted model, not a curated record. Gene Ontology annotation, biological process: actin cytoskeleton organization; negative regulation of actin filament polymerization; protein dephosphorylation. Gene Ontology annotation, molecular function: actin binding; protein tyrosine/serine/threonine phosphatase activity. Gene Ontology annotation, cellular component: cytoplasm. Lineage: Eukaryota; Metazoa; Chordata; Actinopteri; Clupeiformes; Clupeidae. Bases 1 to 3246 code for a protein of 1081 amino acids.